This is a messenger RNA of Dioscorea cayenensis subsp. rotundata (Guinea yam), 1517 nucleotides long. RefSeq lists its product as uncharacterized. Bases 27 to 1517 code for a protein of 496 amino acids. The transcript has 2 exons. The record is from RefSeq and is a predicted model, not a curated record. Gene Ontology annotation, molecular function: DNA binding. Lineage: Eukaryota; Viridiplantae; Streptophyta; Magnoliopsida; Dioscoreales; Dioscoreaceae.
GCUCUGAAGACUUAAAGAAAUAGUCAAUGGAGACAAAUAAUGUGCAAUCAUCCGCCUCAAGUGGUAAUGUUCGUUCUAAGACCGAUCCGGCAUGGGAGCACUUCACUUUAUCUAUUAAUGAUAAAGGAACAAAGGUUUACCAUUGCCUCUAUUGUGGAAAAAAAUAUCAAGGUGGGGGAAUUUAUAGAAUGAAAGAGCAUUUAGCCGGGAAAAGUGGUAACAUACUUCCUUGUGGGAAAGUCCCUCCUGAUGUUCGUGAAUGCAUCAAAGAAUAUAUCACUAACUCCACAUCUUCCAAAUCAAGAGGGAAGGAAUUAGUUAAAGAAGCAUAUGAAGAAGUAGAAGAGGUUGAAGAACAAGAGAUAAAUCCUACCAAGAAUUUUGGAAAAAGGAAAGCAAAAGGUUCUUUAGAAAAUUUUAUAACAUCAAAGCCAACUUCACUAUCUCAACCAGGAAUCAAGAGUGCAAUGGCAAGCAAGCAAGCAAUUCAUAAGGCAAAUAUGGCAUUUGCUAGGUGGUGUUUUGAUGCUUGUAUUCCUUUUAAUGCUAUGCGGUCACCUUAUUUUCAACCAAUGGUGGAUGCUAUUGGGAGUAUUGGUGUGGGAUAUAAAGCUCCUUCUUAUAAUGACAUGCGAGUUAAUUUAUUGCGGGAUUGCAAGAAAGAAUGUCAGUUGCUUAUUGAUAGCUACAGAAGCCAAUGGGCUAAUUGUGGAUGCACAAUUAUGGGAGAUGGUUGGACGGAUCAAAGGCAAAGAACUUUGAUUAAUUUUUUGGUGUAUUGUACUACAGAAAUAUAUUUUGUGAAAUCUGUUGAUGCCUCAGAUAUUUUAAAAGAUGCCACCAAUUUAUGUAAUUUAUUCAUGGAGAUUAUUGAAUGGGUUGGACCGGAUAAUGUGGUUCAUUUGGUGACUGAUAAUGCAAGCAAUUAUGUUGAGGCAGGAAGGUUAAUACAUGAAAAAUAUGAUCAUAUAUAUUGGUCUCCUUGUGCUGCACAUUGUCUGAAUUUGAUUUUGAAAGAUAUUGGAAAAAGAGAUCAUGUAGUGGAGCUUGUAUCACGUGCUUCCAAGGUGACUACUUUUGUCUACAACCAUAUAUACAUACUAUCUUGGUUGAGAAAAAGAUGGAAAGAGAUUGUGCGUCCAGGAGUAACACGUUUUGCUACUACAUUCAUUACUUUGAAAAGUAUCUAUGAUCAUAAACAUGACUUGCAAGCAUUGGUGACAGAUAAGUAUUACACAAGCCAUAAGUUAUCUAAAAGUCCAGUGGGUAAAACAGUUACUUCUAUUAUCUUGGAUGGCAAAUUUUGGGAAGAAUGUUUAUUUAUGAUGAAGAUUGUAGCUCCCAUCAUUAGGCUUUUACGUGUUGUUGAUGCGGAUGAGAAACCUUCACUUGGUUAUGUUUAUGAAGGCAUGAUUAGGAUUCGAAAAGCAAUCAUGGCCAUCUUCAUAAACAAGUCUACAAUGUAUGGUCCCUAUAUUAAAAUUAUUGAUGAGAGAUGGGAUAAGCAUUUGCGGUGA